Molecule: messenger RNA, 846 nt
Organism: Nematostella vectensis (starlet sea anemone)
Lineage: Eukaryota; Metazoa; Cnidaria; Anthozoa; Actiniaria; Edwardsiidae
Product: SUMO-conjugating enzyme UBC9-B
Exons: 7
Coding region: 79-615 (178 amino acids)
Biological process (GO): protein sumoylation
Cellular component (GO): nucleus
Molecular function (GO): SUMO conjugating enzyme activity
Source: RefSeq, a predicted model, not a curated record
GCCACAUUCAAAACAGCGCGGGUCAUGUGCAUGCGCUAAUGUUCACCACUGCUGUUCAAGAUCGCUGGCGCAAAUAACAUGGCGGCAAAACCGAAAGUCGAUCCUAUCGAACGGCUAAAGGAAGAACAUAAGGCUUGGGGGAAAACACAUCCUAGGGAUUUCAUAGCGAAUCCCAAAAAACUAGAAAAUGGAGAGAUAGAUUGGCUGACGUGGAAGUGUGCUAUCCCUGGACCAAAGAAGACACCAUGGGAAGGAGGUCUUUAUCCAAUCACCCUUGAGUUCCCGCAUGACUACCCUCACAGCCCACCAAAAUGUAAGUUGGGUGUCUUUGAUCCCCCAAUUCUCCAUCCCAACGUGUUCACAUCUGGUACUGUCUGCCUCUCGCUGAUUGAUAAGAAUAAGGACUGGAAGCCCCAAGUCACUGCCCAACAGGUUCUAACGGGAAUCCAGCUUCUGUUAGCUGAUCCCAACUUUCAAGAGCCUGCCCAAGCAGAAGCAUUUGUCAUAUAUACGCAGAGUAGACUUGACUAUGAGAACAAAGUCAAACAGCUUGCCAUGACAAUGCAGCCUGAAUCAAGCCCCUUCAUCCGGGAAUUCCUUGGGUCUGUGGCAUGAUGUCAUUGUCACAUGACAAUCCGUCACCAUCCAAAAAGCUGUCCUCUGACCAAGAAGCUUGAGACGCUGUUUGAUAAGAGAGGGACGUGACGCAGUUUAAACGUAGCUUCCGCUGAGUUUCUUUAAUUGUUUAGAGGGGUUUGAUCUGUAGCUACGAAGAUACCAGCAUACAUGUUUUGUUUGUUGAACAAAGUUUGUAAAAAUAUUGAAUAAAGAAAUUUUUCAUUAUCA